UUUUCUGUCGUUUCGUUCAGUUGCGCGUCACGGAUCCAGCAGAAGGACCCGCUGCCUGCAUCCAGCCUGAUGCGCAUCGGGCUGGAUGCAGGCAGCGCAGCGCUCGUGUUUGCGUCCAGCUCGCCUCAGAUAGGACCGUCUGAAGCGGAAAUGCGGAGUCGCCUGCCUCCCUUACCUCCCUCCCUCCCCCCGUCGCUCUCACGCCUCCCUCCAGCCUCGCGCUGCCUUCUUUGACUGCAGCAGAAGAAUCCGCUGCAUCGAAGAACGAAAAUUAGAGAGAAAUCCCGCCGCGAUGCCGACUCCCUCUCUGUGAGGCCGAACGACAGCGCAGACCGGGGGGGUCCGGGCUCAUCCUCCGCGCGGCGAUGCUUCGGAGCAGAACAUUUGAUGGUUUCCGUCACUCAAACUCAACAGGACUGAGGAGCCCCCCCCUCUGUUAGAGCUCAGUUUAAUUACUCCCAUUCAAUGGAAUCAGACAGUUCAACUAAAUCGUCAGUUGUCUAACUGGCUCCUUUGUACAGUGCUCCAUUUUCUGCCUUGAAUCUGUCUGUGGUUUUGGAAAAGAAAUAUCAUAAACCCAAAUAAAAAUAGGAAGCUUAUAUUCUCUCCCUGACGUGCAAUAAAAGUGCAACGGAAGUGAAGUUAAAGAGCCAACUUUCCUUGUGCUGAGAUGGAUGAAGCGCAUAACAACAGGACUUCCUUGGCCAAAGGUGCCAAGGACAUAGCAAAGGAAGCCAAACGGCACGCUGCCAAAAACCUCAGCAAAGCUGUGGAUCGGGCUUCGGACGAAUACUCAGCUCAUCGAAGCUACAACCGAUUCCAUAACGAUGAUCAGGAAGAGGACAAUUACAACAACUACGUUCAGCAAGAUGGCACCUACCCAAACAAUGCAGACAAUGACGAGGACGGGGCCUCCAGUGAUGCAACAGAGGGCCACGACGAUGAAGAUGAGAUCUACGAGGGCGAGUACCAAGGUGUUCCAGCCUACAACGACGGGAAGGUGCAGGACAGUCAGGUAGCUUUGGGCAAGCCGGUCUCCGACAGCGCAAAGAGCCGGAAGGAGCUGGAAAACGAGAGGCAGGCGGACGAGGAGGAGCUGGCCCAGCAGUACGAGCUGAUCAUGCAGGAGUGUGGCCAUGGGAGGUUCCAGUGGCAGCUCUUCUUCGUUCUGGGCCUGGCACUCAUGUCAGACGGCGUGGAGGUCUUCGUGGUGGGCUUCGUCCUGCCCAGCGCCGAGACAGACAUGUGCGUCCCCAACUCUGGUGCUGGAUGGCUCGGAAGCAUCGUGUACCUGGGGAUGAUGUUCGGAGCCUUCUUCUGGGGCGGCCUUUCGGACAAAGUGGGCCGUAAACAGUGUCUGCUCAUUUCCAUGUCCGUCAACGGCUUCUUCGCCUUCCUGUCCUCCUUCGUCCAAGGCUACAGCACCUUCCUCUUCUGUCGCAUGGUGUCUGGCUUUGGGAUUGGUGGCGCGGUGCCCAUAGUUUUCUCGUACUUCGCAGAGGUGUUGGCCCGGGAGAAGAGAGGGGAGCACCUGAGCUGGCUCUGCAUGUUCUGGAUGAUCGGGGGAAUCUACGCCUCGGCCAUGGCCUGGGCCAUCAUCCCGCAUUAUGGCUGGAGUUUCAGCAUGGGAUCGGCCUACCAGUUCCACAGCUGGCGAGUGUUCGUGGUGGUGUGUGCGCUGCCGUGUGUCUCAGCGGUCGUAGCUCUGACUUUUAUGCCUGAGAGCCCCCGCUUCUUCCUGGAGACGGGCAAACACGAUGAGGCCUGGAUGGUGCUCAAACACAUCCAUGACACAAACAUGCGAGCCAGAGGGGAACCCGAGAGAGUGUUCACUGUGAACAGGAUAAAAGUCCCCAGGCAGCUGGAUGAGCUGGUGGAGAUGCAGAGCGAGUCAGCCAACCCGGUGCUCAAGGUCUUCUGCAAGAUCAAAGCGGAGCUCAGAGGAAUUUGGUUAACUUUUCUGAGAUGCUUCAUCCACCCAGUAAAAGACAACACCAUAAAACUUGCUACAGUCUGGUUUACUCUGUCUUUUGGGUUCUAUGGGCUGUCAGUGUGGUUCCCUGAUGUCAUCAAGCACCUUCAGGCAGACGACUACGCCUCCAGAGUGAAGAUUCACAACAACGAACGCAUCGAAGACUUCACCUUCAACUUCACUCUGGAGAACCAGAUCCACAGAAACGGCGCCUUCAUAAACGACCGGUUCAUCAGCAUGAAGUUCAAGGCCGUCACCUUCAUUGACUCGUCUUUCUUUAACUGUUACUUCGAGGACGUCUCCUCGGUGGGAUCAUUUUUCAAAAACUGCUCCUUUGUGGACUCUUUCUUCUACAACACAGAUAUCGAUGACACCAAGCUAACCAACUCCAGAAUAAUUAACAGCUCCUUCCAUCACAACAAGACGGGCUGUCAGAUGACGUUCGAUAACGACUACAGUGCCUACUGGGUCUACUUUGUCAACUUCUUGGGAACGCUGGCCGUGCUGCCGGGAAACAUUGUGUCUGCUCUGCUCAUGGACAAGAUUGGACGCCUCAGCAUGCUGGGAGGCUCCAUGGUUCUGUCAGGCAUCAGCUGCUUCUUCCUCUGGUUCGGCACCAGCGAGUCGAUGAUGAUCUUCAUGCUCUGUCUCUACAAUGGCCUCAGCAUUUCUGCGUGGAACUCUCUGGACGUCGUCACAGCAGAACUUUACCCCACAGAUAGACGGGGAACGGGCUUUGGCUUCUGUAAUGCCAUGUGUAAGCUGGCUGCAGUGCUGGGCAACCUGAUCUUCGGCUCACUGGUUGGCAUCACUAAGGCUAUUCCCAUCCUGCUGGCGUCCUCCGUGCUUGUUGGCGGGGGGCUGGUGGGACUCCGGCUGCCCGACACACGAGCCAACGUCCUCAUGUAGACCUUGUCCCAGAAGGACCUUAUUUACCAGGUUUUUACUCAGUGCACCGAAAAAUGACUCACCUCUGAAUUCUAACUAAAGCAACAGUUCCAUUAAUCAUUAAUUAAAAAUACAUUUAUUCAUCAUAAAGGCACCUCAUGUCACUUUAAACCCAAAAGUGCAAGAGGUGAAAGUUUUUCUGUUGUGAGUAAAUGCCCGUUAAAGCUCAAAAGAGGUUCAUGUAAGGGUACAAACACUCUACCGGUGUUUUGUUAUAAAACCUGAUUUAAAGGUUCAAAGCUUCCUUACAUCAAAAAAAUAUAUAUCUCAGUGUGCCAAAGCGGCAAAAGGCUUAGACUUCCAUGUUUUAGACGGUUAGCUUAGCUUAAAUGAAAAAAUAAAUUAUUUAAAACAGCAAGCAACCACUGGUUAUGCAAGCAUUCAUCACAGUGGUGUGUUCAUUGUUUGAAGGGUUUGGCCUUUUUCCCGCUGCCUGCUUGAUUUAUUUGUGUUUGAGCAGUUGUUUUAUUGGUCGGUCACAGGUUUCUAUCAGAGCGAGCAAAUGUAGCACAACUCUGACAGAAGAUAAGAUCUGUUUGUGUUGAUCUGCUAUCUGGUUGUCCCUUUUCUUUGAACUGUGCUAGAGCAUAACUAUUUGCCUGACCUCUUGGUCUGCGGUCUGCUUUAACAGUCGGACUCGAUGAUCUCAACCCGAGUGCAGAUGCCACUAUUUUAAAACAGUCCAGGACAGUACAUGGCAGUACGCACUUUUUGUAGGUUUACCAUUUGCUAAUAAAGAACGUGUUAUGUUUAAUCUCAUUGCACCGUCUCAUACCUGAAAAGUAAGAGGAGAGGUUAAUUAAUUAAUGUCACAGAUUUGGAGAACCAGGCUCGGGCAUGUUUAGUGAGAACAGCAGAGUCCAAAGAACCGUGCUCCAGCCCAAGCCAUCCACAGCUUGACUAUAGGUGACCCAAACAGGAGCGGUCCCAUUAGCCAAACCAACCCGACUUUGGGGAUCAAACUGGCUUGGACACAAUAUGAAUAGUAUCUAGCGAGAGUACUCUCUUAGGUCUUGUUUCCAUUCUUAAUCGUUUGUAGCCUGAAAGAACCUUGAAUGCAGAGAUACUAAUCAAAAUAUCUUAUUUAGUUGGGUCCAGUACAGAACAGAACACUUUUAGCUGAUACCUUUUGUAAAAGCCACAGAGAAUCAACCACCUCUGCAUAACCUUCUCUUCUGCAUCCUUCUCGCUCACACCAACCACCCUCAUGUCCUCCUCAACUAUAUCAAUGAACCUCCUCUUUGGUAUCUCCAACCUCCCGUCUUCUAUACAUCACAACUGAAACCUUCCUCUUCACCUCUUUCCCACACACUGUUGUUGUUUUUGGUCUGACCCUAAAGUCGUCCUCCUUCUUCACCUCUUUUCCUUGUGACCUCACCGUUCCUCCAGGGUUCCUCUCAUUUACUGACUUGCUGCAACUGGUUCAGAGGCACUCAGCGAGACAUUUUAAUUUUAAAAAGCUUUACUCGAAACAUCUGUGAGCUCAGAAGAUCUGCCUUCAAAUGGAACACAGGUGGAGAUUUACAAAAAAACAACAAAUAAAAGGUUAAUACAAGAAAAAAAAGUCACUAACAUCCUUUGGCAAGUCUUUGGAGUUACCUAAACUGCUAUUUGUCUUUUUUUGCAACAAAAAAAUAUAUAUUUAUGAAACAAAAGAUCAUGAUUCACCCAAACACUACAACACUCACAGCAAGCUACAUCAAUUUAUCACCAACUAACAAUGGAGAUGCACUUAUAAAGGACUGGUAAAGUAAAGUAAAGUAAAGAAAGUGAAGUAAAAAAAAAAAAUCACAAUGGCCUCCAAUUGUUAGCAUUAGCAUGCCACACCUGCUGCUUUUGCUAGCAACGGAUGGUCUAAUUACAGAAAAACUAAGGGAAAACCCACAUAUAAAUGUAGUUUGACUUAAUGCAGAGUUCAAACCCUCAACUGGGACAACCAGAUAUUUUUCUGAGUGUAAACAGAAGCAUCAAUUGCAACAGAAGCAUCAAAUGCAACCUCUAGUGUAGAUUUCUCUGGAAAAACCACUUUGGUAAAUUCUUACGUUUGUUUCCCUGAAGCUCACAAAUUAAUAGUCAUGUUAGAAUAAAAACAAUUUUUAUGUGGAGACUCUUUCACCCAUCUGAAAACUAUUAUCUCAAACUUUAAUGGUGGGGAUUUAUCUGCAUAUCUUUAGUAGGGAUUGGAGAUCAGGAGAUCUUGAGGACCUUAAACCAAACCCCUUGUGAGCUUUACAGGUCCGGGUCCAUAGACAUGUUGCCGUUUUCCAUCUGCUCUCAGUCUUGCCAUUAACUCGGCUAACAAGCUGGUACCAGAUUUCAUGUUGGUGUUUGAAUAGCUGCUUUCUUUGGCAUUUGCCUCUACAUUUUGGAUUGAUAUUUUAUGGGAGGUAUUUAAGCCUUUUGCUGCAAUUUGCAAUAAAAACAAGGCCAUGAUAAAACAACAACUGCAAAGCCGUAGUUUAGCCAAAACUGACAGCUUCAGCAGCUAUAUUUCUGAACUAAAAAUGAAAAGAAGUUUACAUUUUCUGCUUUUUAACAGUAAAAGAUUUUGCAUCUGGAUCCUUUUGUCCGAAUGUGUUCUCUCUCGUGUCUUUACUCGUCUAGUGAUAUCAAGCUCAUAAUAAAGAGCUGUGUAGAAGAAAAUUUUGUUUAUGAAAAUGUGAUUUUCUCUGUAAUUUCUUUGAAUUUUGUGCUGUUUUGUUUGUUAGCUCAUUCUUGUUGAUCUUCUGCUUCCUUGCUGCUGCUUCCUCUAAGACUCAAAGGCCUUUUUUUUCAAAUGCUGUGCCUCUUCCUCCAUCAACUCUUGUCACUUCUUCCAAACCUUGCUGGAAGCUUUGCUGCUCUUUCUGCGCUUUGGAUCCUUUUUCACUUGACUUUAAGUGUAUGGUCAUCUAUUUUUUUGUUUUUUUUGCAAAAACAAAUAUUAGGUUCAUGCCAUUUGGCAAAAAUUCAAGCCAUGAGGGUUACCUCAUCCAGAAAUGUACUUGUGGUGCAGAUUUGGUUUAUGGGCUGGGUUGCUCAAACUAAAUGCAUUGGAGGUGAAUAAAAUGUGUUUGUACAUAAAGCUGUGUAGUCUGAGUCUAAAACAUAGUAAAGGUUUUACCUUAAUUUUCUGUCCCAUGAUGCAAUGUGGAUUUGCUUCUUAAAUUUGGUGUUUCUUUCAGGAACUAAAAGCUUUUAAAAACAGGACCUACCCACAGUUCACUUGACCACAUUUUGAAGUAAUGCUAAGAGUCUUCACUAAAUUGAUAAAAUGAACUUCAGUGUGUUGCAGUUUCACCCCUCUCAUUUAGGUGGAUCAAUGUUUGAUUGUUUGAUUUAUGGUGGCUUGGAGUAAAAAAAAUCAAUUAUCUUAGCCUCAGAUUUGGUCCAGUUUUGUUUUUUAAUCUAAAGUACCGGUAGUCAGUUUCUGGGGGGCUUUUAUUGUUUACAAAAGGAUGAAUAAAGUCAAAUAAUAUUGUUUAAAAGCAGUGAAAUUGUUUUUUUACUUUACUUUUUGAGGGGUUGAAAGAACUCUUCCAUCUUGCUGUGGAAAAACCUCCUUUGGAAAGAACAAGCAGCAGUCUUAAGGUCAUAAAAUUGGUGAAGUACUGUUAUGGAAAAGCCUUGGUUAUUGUUGGUCUAAAUAGUUCAAUUUGAAGUAGUUGAGAACCAUGGAAACCAAAUGAAUAAUUAGUUUUGUUUGGGCUUAUUGGUUUUGUCAUCAGCAAAACAAAAAACCUUCACAGAUUUUCCUCACAGGAAGAAAAUACAUUGUGGAAAAAAAGUCUCAUUCUAGAACCUAGUAGGACUCCAAAACUAACUUAUUUCAGUUUAACCCUUUUACUCAAGAGCGUUACCUCCAGUGUUGACGUUCUUUGAAUCACUGUAACUAUUCAGCCGUAUACGCAAUUAACCUAAUUCCAGCGGAUUCUGAAGCGGAGAAAAGCAGCUCUGCGCUGAUAUUUCAUGCUUUACAGAAGCGGAGUGUUUGCACAAUUAACGUGAACCAGCUGACUCUGACAUGGAGAAAAAACACUUUAUGCUCAUAUGCAACACUUUACAUUAGACUUUCCAUUAGAAUCUGUAGGAAUUCCAUUAAUUGCAUAAAUGAUCAGAGUUAUGGUAGUUCAUUGGGAAUGUAUUACUAUUCAUUUACAGGUUAGCUACACGAAAAAUGAGGUUGUUACUGAAAAAAAAACACGACAGCAGUUUUAGACAGAAACGGCCUCCUCCAUCAGGAUCUAAAUGUCUCUGGAUGGAGAUAUGUUGUGUGCAGUGGAUGUUAAGUUAUUUGCCGUGUUUCUAUUGAGCAGGUCACCUAAGAAAGGAAAGAAUUAUAUUGUAUUUCUGAUGAACACUAAAUACCUUUAUCCGCAAUAGUCAUUUAAUACAAUCAUUGUUCCAGUAGUUUCAGCCAUCCCUUUUUGUUAGGACUUUGAAGAGUUUUACAAAAUUAAAAGGCACUAAAGUGAACUGAACCUACUGUGGAUGCAGUUGUUUGUUAGAUAUUUGAACUUAUGCAAAACUAUCGCUGCAAAGUCCACAAGAUUUUCAGUUGUUAAAAGAGUGUUUCUUGUAGGACAUGUUCCCUUGUCAGACAGCUGAUUUAUAGAAUGCUCUGAGAGACUUUCAAGAUGUUAGAUUCACCUCCAAUGGAUUGACCACAUCUGACUAAAUAAAAGGGACUCCCUUAACACUGUUGGAUUUUCUUGCGUUGGUGCUUAGGUUGAAAAACCUUUUUUGUGACUAGAAGCCUCGCUGCUAAGCUAUUAGAUGCUUAACAUGUGAAUGGACAUUAGAGCUUCUAAACUUCUGCUCUCAAAAACAUCUGUGCUGUUUAAGUUGGUGUUUACUGAUCUGCUCAUUGCUUAUGUGUGAAACUUUUUUUUUUCCCUUUCAAGAAUAUUUUUGCAAGACUGUAAGCUCUGUGUCGGAUGCUUUUCCUCUGAUGUCUGCAUCGCUCCGUUCACGACGUGCUGAACAAACUCUCUGGAAGCAAAAUCCUGCAUGUUUGUUACUGAAGUGUCCCUGUUUUGUGUGCUUCUUCCUCCUCAGUGUCUUCACUGUUCCUCUGUGAGGGUUAACAGCUGUGGUUCCUGGGUUAAAGGUGAAUGUAUCACUCUUGUGUGUCGUCAGAUUUGCUGUCCGUUGUACAAAGUUCUGGAGUUUUGUGAAAGAGCAUGUGUUGAGGUGACUGUCCACGAUGUUUUCCAGCAGGAGUCUUCAGAUCUUCCUUUGGCGGUGUUUCCAUUAAGAAUAAUUAGCACAAAGUGACUCCAACAGUAAUCUACAUCUGAGAAGCUCUGCUGUGGAACAGUGUGUGGAAGUGUGUGUUAAACUGUUAUCUGUCCUUGAUAUGAUAUAUUUUGAUAAGAAAAGGCUCGAGUGGAUGCCGUGUAAAGGUGGAUUCCUCAUUCAGAAUAAAGACUUUUAUUUGAAGAACUGCAAA
This is a messenger RNA of Oryzias latipes (Japanese medaka), 8351 nucleotides long. RefSeq names its product synaptic vesicle glycoprotein 2C. Gene Ontology annotation, biological process: transmembrane transport; chemical synaptic transmission. Gene Ontology annotation, molecular function: transmembrane transporter activity. Lineage: Eukaryota; Metazoa; Chordata; Actinopteri; Beloniformes; Adrianichthyidae. Gene Ontology annotation, cellular component: synaptic vesicle membrane. The record is from RefSeq and is a predicted model, not a curated record.